Molecule: messenger RNA, 1706 nt
Organism: Micropterus dolomieu (smallmouth bass)
Lineage: Eukaryota; Metazoa; Chordata; Actinopteri; Centrarchiformes; Centrarchidae
Product: dehydrogenase/reductase SDR family member 13-like
Exons: 5
Coding region: 58-1020 (320 amino acids)
Source: RefSeq, a predicted model, not a curated record
UGUAAACAGCUGCACUUUUUGUUCACCGAGUGUCUGUAAUUUGGUGUAUUAGUCAGGAUGAUGCUGGAGCUGCUGCUGUUCGGAGUUGUGUUAGUCGGAGGUUAUUUUCUUCUUCAUAUGACUUUUUUCAAGUUGCCCCGAUGUAAAUCUACUGCAAAGUUACAUGGGAAAACUGCCAUUGUCACUGGAGCAAACACCGGCAUCGGUAAGACCACAGCGAUGGACCUGGCCAGGAGGGGCGCGAGGGUGAUCAUGGCCUGCAGAGACAGAAAGCGAGCUGAGGCUGCAAUCCAGGAAAUCGUCCAAGAGACGGGGAACAGCCAGGUGAUCUUCAUGCAGCUCGACCUGGCCAGUCUGAAGUCUGUUCGCUCCUUUGCUGACAACUUCCUCCAGUCUGAGUCCAGGCUGGAUCUGCUCAUCAACAACGCUGGUCUGAUAACCAGUGGAAAGACGGAGGAUGGCUUCGGGAUGAUCUUUGGUGUCAAUCACCUGGGUCACUUCCUGUUGACAGUGUUGCUCCUGGACCGGCUGAAGGCGAACGGGCCGAGCCGUGUGGUGACCGUGGCCUCCAAAGCAUACGAGAUGGGGAAGGUGGAUUUUAACCUUUUGACGACUCAGAAAGAGUUAGGUAUCGGCAACGGCGACUAUCAGCUCUUCCAGAGGUAUUGCCACAGCAAACUGUGCAACGUCCUCUUCACCUACGAGCUCGCCAAGCGGCUGCAGGGCACUGAGGUCACCUGCUACAGCCUCCAUCCUGGGGCCAUAAAGACGGAGAUCGGUCGUUACUCUGGUUUCUGGUGGAAACUUAUCAUGACACCCAUCAUCUUCCUUUUCUUCGUGGAUGCUGACUCCGGAGCUCAGACCACGCUCCACUGUGCCCUGGAGGAAGGCAUCGAGCACCUCAGCGGCCACUACUUCACCCAGUGUGCGCCGCUGUUGAACAUCGAGUCGAAGGCGAGAGACGACGCUGUGGCCAAGAAGCUGUGGGAGCUCAGUGAGAGUUUCUGCGGUCUGUCCUAAAACCAAACCUGAAAUCUAAGCUUUUUUUUCCCCCUUCCCCAUCGCAGAGUAAACUCUGUAUUUUCCUAUAAUCAUGAGACACUAAGUAAUGAACUGAUGGAGCCAUAAAAAUCACUCAGUGAAAAUAUCAGAGCUUGAACAUUAUUCUCAAUAUAAUAUUUUUUCUUCCAGUUGUUUUUGAAUUGUUUAUGAUCUAAUUGGAUUUUUGUUAUUUGAGUCUGUUUAUGAGUUGCUAACUGACCCCAAACACAAGUAACAUCACUCUGCAGGAUAACAUACUGCACAUCUCUUUGUCUGUGGAAGAUGUAUUUAUAUAUUGUGUAAAAGCAAUGCUCACUUCUCUUUUUUGUCACCUUAUGAAAUGUUCAAGCUCAGUUUGUAUCAAAGGAAGGGUUACAAAUUAAAUGCAUUUCUACAUUCUUGGGUUUGGAUUAUGUCAGAAGUGAAAACAACAUAUUUAAAGGGGGAACAAUUUUCCAACAUUUAUGAAUAUAAAAAACAUGCAGUGAACAGAGGGUUUAUUUUGAAUGUUUUGACAGGAAGUUCAGUUUUAGCCUCUCCCCUGGGGUUCAAGGUAAAUCAGUUUUUAAGAUAAGAUGAAACAUUAUUUUUUUUAUUUAUCCCUUGGGAGAAGUCAGUGAUUCUCAGGUGGAUCAGGCGCUGUAAUAAACCAUGUAUCACCUGUU